AUGAGCUUCUCAGCGAGACGGGUUUCGACCAUGAGGUCGGCGCUGCAUGCCAGCACAGAUGGUCGCCGUUUCUCCGUCCAUCCUGAAGAUGAAAACAUCUCUGCUCCACACCGAAGUCUCCGCGAUCAUCCGAGCCACAAACCGCAUUCGGCGCUUGACACUUCAAGAGCUUCAACUGGUGUCAUUUGGACCACCGAACAAGCAGCGAAACAUGGCUUUCUCGAUGAGCCCGAGAAGUGGGCCAACCUCGGUCAAGGCGCCCCUGAAGUCGACGACGAUAUUGAAGGCUGCUUUCCUCGCCCAACUUCAAUCCCGCUGACUAACAAUGGACGAGAAUAUGGGCCAACAGCCGGUAUUAAGCCUCUUCGGGCGGCCGUGGCGAAGCUGUACAACGACAACUACCGUGCGGGCAAGGAGAGCCAAUACUCGUGGGAGAACGUCUGCAUUGUACCAGGAGGAAGAGCUGGGUUGAUCAGAAUCGCUGCUGUGCUGGGCAAUGCGUAUCUCGGCUUCUUCAUCCCUGAUUAUACCGCAUACAACGAGAUGUUGUCCCUGUUUCGUAACUUUGUAGCCAUACCCACCCCUCUCUCUGAAGCUGAUGGAUACCAUAUCCAUGUCGACAAGAUCGCCGACGAGCUGGCGCGCGGUACCAGUGUCAUCUUGACCUCGAAUCCUCGCAACCCAACUGGUCACGCUCUGGAUCCUGAAGAGCUUGCCCUGAUCCAAGACAUUUGUCGGGACAGAGCAACAUUGAUCUUUGAUGAGUUCUACGCUGGUUACAGAUACGACACAAACUGCGACGGCAGUACCAUUUCUGCUGCUUCCAACGUCAUUGACGUUGAUCGAGACGACGUGAUCUUGAUUGACGGUCUCACAAAACGCUUCAGACUCCCAGGGUGGCGCGUCGCUUGGAUUGUUGGUCCGAAGGAAUUUAUCAAGGCGCUCGGCUCAUGUGGCAGCUAUCUCGAUGGUGGCUGCAACGUACCAUUUCAGGAGGCUGCCGUUUCCAUGCUCGACCCUCCGAAAGUCAAGGCUGAAAUGAAAGCUCUUCAAAGUCACUUCAAGAUGAAGCGAGAUUACGUCCUCAAGAGACUUCAAGAGAUUGGAUUCAGAUGGGGUGAACAGAACGUGCCACAAUCGACUUUUUACAUAUGGUUGGAUUUGACGUCGCUGGAGCCUCCCUUGCCAAAGAACAGUCCCAUUGACAUCUCCAAUGGACUUGCAUUCUUUGACGCACUGCUCCAAGAGAAAACCAUCGUUGUUCCGGGAAUCUUCUUUGACCUCAAUCCAGUAAAGAGACGCGACCUUUUCGAUAGUCCUUGCCAUCACUUUGUCCGCGUGAGCUAUGGUCCCAAACUUGAGCAACUGAAGAUGGGCAUGGAUGGUAUCGAGAGGGUGGUCAAGCGUGCAAGGGGCGAGUUCGGAUUCAGUGACACUGCGAUCCAGGAUGAGCCUGAGAGCAAGAGUCCUCGCAGCCCGAUUCAGUUCUGGAAGGGACAAGGACAGGGCGAGCAUCUGCCAUCGCGAUGA
This is a messenger RNA of Fonsecaea multimorphosa CBS 102226, 1530 nucleotides long. RefSeq lists its product as uncharacterized. Gene Ontology annotation, molecular function: pyridoxal phosphate binding. The record is from RefSeq and is a predicted model, not a curated record. The transcript has 11 exons. Gene Ontology annotation, biological process: biosynthetic process. Bases 1 to 1530 code for a protein of 509 amino acids. NCBI's taxonomy places the organism in Eukaryota, Fungi, Ascomycota, Eurotiomycetes, Chaetothyriales, Herpotrichiellaceae.